AUGAACAACAUUCCGCCAGCAUUUGUUCUAUCUUGGACAUCCGGUAGAGUGGUAAUUCUCUGCCCAUUUCCAUCGUGUGAUCAGAAGUUACAUGGCCAUGGCUACUCCAUUCCAACCAAAGACCAUCUUAAUUCUAGAGCAGCACAUUGUUACCCAAGACGGCCGUUGCAAUAUAGAAUUCUAUUCCCGUAUGAAGACGAUCCUUUGGUUCGGAAUAUCAAUUUCUUGUUGGAUCGAAGAGGAAAGAAGUGGAUUAGUGUUGCCGAUGGACUAGUAGACCCGAGAGUCGAUGAGGAAGAAGAGUUGCUUUGCAAUGAAUUAGCGAAGACUCAAAUUUCGAAAACUAGGAAUCAGUCGGAGGAAUACGUUCUUGAUAGCAAGGAAGCGCAGUGGUUUUUGUCCGAAUGCACUCGCGGCGAUCUAGACAGAUGUAAACGCAGGCUCGAAAAGUCGGACCAUAAAGAAAUACUGGUGAAAGGAAAGGAUUUGUCUGAUGGUAGGACUGCGCUAUCUCUUGCAUGUGUAGAAGGUCAUUUGGAAAUCGCCGGCUUAUUGGUCAAGCAUGGUGCUGGUCUGGAAAGUUUUGACAAUGAUGGAAGAACUCCAAUAAUGGUAGCCACUGCCAACCAUCAUGGCGAGCUAGCAUAUUUUUUAGCGCAGCUUGGUGCUUCGCUAUUUGUGAGCGAUAAUACGUCUACGACAUUAAUUAAAAUGCUCAAGGCUGCGCUUGAGAAGGUAACUGAGUUUGAUAUGUCAGAUGCCACUAUUUUCAUCCAUGACUCAGAAGAAUCAUCUGAAUCUUCCGACCGAAUGUACAAGCAUAAACUUUUCCUUGGAGCCAAAAAGAAAAGCAAAAAAGGGUUCAGGGACUUGAUUGAUCUCUAUAUGGCAUUAAAGCCCGAAAAAUAUGUUAGCACGGGAUCAUCGACUGGACCAAAAGGCCACAAUGCAUUUAGCAUUGUCCAUUCGAACAAAAAUAAUAGGGCACAAGUCUCUUUCAGCAAGACCCUCUUUGAAACUGAAAUGGGCAGAGAGAGCAAGACAUUCGCAUUCCUGGAUCGCGGUGAACUUUUCGACCACAUUCAAGCCGUGGCUCUAAGCGGCUUCACAUCGGGCGAUGUUGGGGCCAAAGAUGGCUGCUUAGACCGUAGUCUCUGGACUUCAAGAGUUAUGAAGUAUUGUAAAGUGGUAGGACAUGAAUUGGGGCGCGUCGACCAAAAUGGCAAAAGUCCCAGAAGAAUAUCAUGCUUUCCAUGCGGAAAAACAGCUCAUGGCGUAUUUCUUGUGGAUGCAUACAACAAUAGACGUGGAGUUUGA
This is a messenger RNA of Sclerotinia sclerotiorum 1980 UF-70, 1317 nucleotides long. RefSeq lists its product with no specific name. The record is from RefSeq and is a predicted model, not a curated record. The transcript has a single exon. The coding region runs from base 1 to 1317 and encodes 438 amino acids. Lineage: Eukaryota; Fungi; Ascomycota; Leotiomycetes; Helotiales; Sclerotiniaceae. Gene Ontology annotation, molecular function: protein binding.